AGAGUUUGGCAUUUCCUCUGAGCUCACUGGCAGAAAAACCAGAGAGAGAGAGACCGGGAAAAAGAGAAGACAAGAGAGAAAGAACAAGAGGACAAGAGAGAGAGAACCUGUUCGAGAGGAGUCUUCACAAAGACAGAUAAACCUGACAUCAUACAGCUCUGAAGAGGAGGGGAAAAACAGGAGGGACAGAUUGAAGAAGAGAGGAGGAGAAGGAGGAGCAACUUGUGAAGAGGAACUUCAACUGACUUUAAACUGAACAAACAAGCUGGAGAGGAGAAGAAGAAUAAGAAGUGGGAGUUCUGUUACAAGAAGGAAGGAGAGGAGAAAACAGAGAGAAGAACAUUGAGGCACAGAGGAGGGAAAAGACGAGAGAGAGAGAGUCAGCGUGUGUGUCAUGAUGGGUUAGCCUGCCCUGACCCUGUCUCAGUUCUCUGGCAUCGCUAAAGAACAAGUCCUAGCCAGACAAGAAGAAGAGAAAGAACGAAGGAACCUAGGAGCAACAGAAAGGAGGAGAGAGGGGGAACGAGAAGAAAGAGAGGGAACGAGAAGAGAGAGAGGGGGAACGAGAAGAGAGAGAAAGAGAGCGAGAGAGAGAGAGAGAGAGAGAGAGAGAGAGAGAGAGAGAGAGAGAGAGAGAGAGAGAGAGAGAGAGAGAGAGAGAGGAUGAGUGUGUACACUCUGAACCUGCGGGUGUUCUGGCCUCUGUUGACCUGUGUGUUGACAGGUCUGGUUUUCCACCACCACAUAACCCACUGGCUAUGUCCAGAAUCAGGCCCAGAAUCAGGCCCCGAUCCUGGGUACGAGGCUGGGACAGAGCCCUGCUCUGACCAGGGCCCUCCUGUCUUUUUCUCCCUCAUCAAACUACUACUGGCCUGUGUCCUCUUCUACCUCUUCAUAAGGUACUGCUCCACCCACCCAGGGGGGCCCCAGAGGGUGCCUCUCGAGGCCGCUGACGGGGCUCUGAAAUCGGGUUGGUCUCGUCGAGAGGUCCUGGAGGACUACUACGAGCGCUGGGUGCGUCUGUCUCCUCACGUCCUGGGGCACAGCAAGGCCCACGUGGCCAAACUGGUCGGGGAGCUGGUCAGAGCCGGACGUGCCACUGGAGGUAUCCCAGAGUCCUCACUGGCGUUCCGGGGAGACUUCCUGCAGGUGGGCAGUUCAUACGAGGAGCACAAGGUGGGCGCUCCAGAUUACUAUGACAUCCUGGUACCUCUGAAGAUACCCCGAGAACUGAGACUGGAGCCACGAGUAUACAGGGGGGAGAGGAGGGGGGAGGAGAAGAAGAACGAGAGAGGAGAGGAGAAGGGAGAGGAGAAGGGGGAGGGCAAGAGGAAUGUGAGGGAGGAGAGGGAGGAGGUUAAAGAGAACGGGAGAAAGUCAGGGAAGGGGAACAGGAUGAGGGUAAGAAGCAAUAAAGUGAAGGAUGUCCAGAAGGACGACAGCAAGGUGGAGGAGCAGACAGAGGUCAAAGAAGAAGGGAAGGAAGACUUGAAGGACGAGGUGAAGGAAGAGAUGAAAGGGGAAAGCUCAGACGACGGUGGGUGGAGCGGCGUGCCACGGUGCAGUCUAGAGACUCCUCGCCGUGGUGACUGGCUACGAAAACACCGCAACUUCACUGACACGUUUUUACGAAUGCACCCUUCUCGGGGGUUGCCCGAAAGGUCAUCGAGGUCACUGUCAGGGGUCACGGCAGUGUCAGGAGGAGGGGGCGGAGUCUAUCGCCUGACCCCGGACUCCGUCCUCCGUUGGUUCUACCCGGCGGUCCAGCGUUGCCUAGCAACCGUGCGCUACCCAUUCGAGCAGCGCUGUACGCUGAGUCUGGCACUGGCCGACGACCGUGUGCAGCUCCGCCUCACACCGCGUUCCGACUACGUCUGCUGUCACAUCUCCAUGGCAAUACGGCUCCUCCCCGCCAUCCCCCUCGGAGACGGGGUCUACCUGGUUCCCAUGGAAACGACGGCCUCAGUGGCGAUGUCAAAUACAGGUGUGAGAAGGGACCAGCACCAGAACCAGCAGAGCGAGGAGAGGGACCUGUGGACUUUGUUCUUCCCCCGCCAGGAGCAGCGUCUGCUGGGCUGGCUCCGUGGCCGCUCCCCACAGCCCUCCUGCCACCUCAAGGUGCUCCAGCUGACCAAGGCCCUGCGUGACCUGGGUGGCCAGGCACUGGACAGCCACCGGGGGGCGCUCUGGAGGUCAGUCCUCUCCUCCUACACACUAAAGACGGCCUGGCUGCGUCUGCUACUCAGCUCUCCUGCAGAGGCCUGGGAGGAUCGCUAUCUGGUGGCCAGGAUGGAGGAGCUGGUCUGCAGCCUGAGGGACAGCCUCCAGAACCGGGCUCUGGAUCACCUCUUCCUGGGGAGCGACAGCAGCUCCAUCUUACCUGACUCUGUGGCUCUACCUAAGUUGGUCAAGGAGGCGGUGGGAGCUCCAGUGGGGGGUCCAGUGGAGGGUUCGGGGGGACGUUUGGGGGGUUUGGCAGGGAACCUCUGGGCAGGUGUGGACCCAGCCUCAUUGGACCUAGUGUCUGGCCGGUUGGCGUAUGCCUGGAGCCAUCUCCACCGGCUGAUCAGGUUGGGCCGACCCCAGAGGAGUAGCUUGGGGCUGGGCAGGACAGGCAACAUAAACUGCCAGCAUCUGCAACCUGGAGAAUAACCAACUUAUCUUUUCUGGAAACUAAUAAAAGGAUUACAGGUGAAAACAGAGGUGAACAAAAAGGUAACAGCUAAUAUCCUCCAACAACAGGCCUAGUCAAACAGAGAGAUACAUAGACAGACGGGAUGGAUGAAACAUCAGACUACUUCCUCAUCCAAAGGUUGUACAGGAGCUACUGGUCUAGAAUAAAAAGAAAGCCUAUAACAGUGAUGGGACGUUCUCUGAGUCAUCCCUCUUAACCAGUCAUGAAUGGAAAUCAUAGGGAAUGUGUGAAUUUGUAAUUUAUGAAUUUAUAAUUUAUGAAUUUGUAAUUUAUGAAUUUGUAAUGAAUACAUGUGUAAUUUUUCCCUGGUACCUAAUGAAUGAGGUUUCAUUCAUAACCAGAGUGAUUGUAUGUCUGCCUCUGUCUGUGUCCCUGUUGGCACCCUAUUCCGUAUUUAGUGCACUAUUUUCCCAUAGGACUCUGGUCCAAAGUAGUGCACUAAG
This is a messenger RNA of Salmo salar (Atlantic salmon), 3138 nucleotides long. The record is from RefSeq and is a predicted model, not a curated record. Lineage: Eukaryota; Metazoa; Chordata; Actinopteri; Salmoniformes; Salmonidae.